CCGCCUUCCGUCCGCUUCCGUAUUCCGCUCCUCUCGUCACCCUCCGCUGUACCCGCCUUUGUCCCCGGAAGAUCUCCGCGUCCUGGAGCCAGCCAUUGUUUGCCUCCUGUAUGGGCACUAAAUAAAGUUGUAUCAUUCAAAAAACCGUUUUUUUAAAGUCGCAGCGUACCGUUUUCAGCUACUCCUUCGCGGCGGCACCCCCUGUAUUCCCGCGGCUGGUGAGACCCAAGCGUGAUGGCGGAGUGUCCUGCGUCUCUCUCAGGACAGGACGUGGGAUCAUUUGCAUACCUUACAAUUAAAGACAGAAUACCACAGAUCUUAACUAAAGCUAUUGAUACAUUGCAUCGACAUAAAAGUGAAUUUUUUGAGAAACAUGGAGAGGAAGGCAUGGAAGCUGAAAAAAAAGCCAUUUCUCUUCUUUCAAAAUUACGGAAUGAAUUGCAAACAGAUAAGCCAAUCGUCCCCUUGGUUGAGAAGUUUGUUGAUACUGAUGUUUGGAAUCAGUACCUAGAGUAUCAACAGAGUCUGUUAAAUGAAGGUGAUGGGAAGCCAAGGUGGUUCCACUCGCCGUGGUUGUUCGUGGAGUGCUACAUGUAUCGCAGAAUUCACGAAGCCAUCAUUCAGAGUCCACCAAUCAAUGACUUCGAUGUAUUUAAGGAAUCAAAAGAACAGAAUUUCUUCGAGUCGCAGGAAUCUAUCAUUGCUUUAUGUACUCACCUUCAGGAGUUGGUGAGAACCAUCGACGAUCUAGAUGAAAAUCAGCUGAAGAAUGAGUUCUUUAAAUUUCUACAGAUUUCACUGUGGGGAAAUAAGUGUGAUCUGUCUCUAUCAGGAGGGGAAAGCAGUUCUCAGAAGAUGAGUAUAAUCAAUUCUCUGGAAGACCUGAAACCUUUCAUCUUAGUGAAUGACUUUGAACAUCUUUGGUCAUUGCUUAGCAGUUGCAAGAGAACAAGAGAAAAAGCGUCUGUUAGGGUGGACAUUAUUCUGGAUAAUGCUGGGUUUGAACUUGUUACCGAUUUGGUAUUAGCCGAUUUCUUGUUGUCCUCCAAACUGGCUACUGAGGUCCAUUUUUAUGGAAAAACCAUUCCAUGGUUUGUGUCUGAUACCACUGUCCACGAUUUUAAUUGGUUAGUCAGACAAGUGAAGCACUGUAACCAUAAGUGGAUGUCCAGGUGUGGGGCGGACUGGGAGCGCUACAUCGAAAUGGGUAGGUGGGUCUACCACGAUCAUGUGUUUUGGACUCUGCCUCACGAAUACAGCGCAAUGUCUCAGGUUGCUCCCGACUUAUAUGCUGAGCUACAGAAGGCACAUUUAAUUUUGUUCAAGGGCGAUUUGAAUUACAGGAAGUUGACAGGUGACAGAAAAUGGGAGUUUACCAUCCCAUUUCAUCAGGCCCUGAAUGGCUUCCAUCCCGCGCCCCUCUGUAGCAUAAGAACACUAAAGGCUGAGAUUCAGGUUGGUCUACAGCCAGGGCAAGGUGAACAGCUCUCAGCCACAGACCCCCACUGGCUGACCACUGGGAAAUACGGAGUGUUUCAGUUUGAUGGUCCACUCUGACACAUCUGGGAAGUCUCCGUGGUACAGAAAGCUCCGUGGGCACCUUUUCACCCCCAGAAGGGCGGUGCGUGGAUUCUGUCACCGAGCUGUUUGCGUUAGCUCUGGGAAGCUCAGCUUCUUGGUGCUCGUGUGCAUUCACUCUGGGUGAUUUUUCCUUUAACAUUUGGCCUGGCUGCUUUGUUUUGGGAAUAGAUGGUUUCAGAUAGCUCCAGAUAUUUACAUUUCUGUUGCAAUUCGUUUAUUUCAAAUGAAAAGCAUAAUUUAAAUGGUUUUAGUGAACUUAUUUUUAAUAGGAUAGAAAGCGAAACAAAAGGGAAUUCUGCCUUUCAGUAUAUGCUGCAUGGUAUUUAAUAUUCUAGGAAGCAUGGGAUUUUGUUUAAUUUGAUUUGGGGCUCUUGAAAUAAUGAAACUAUACAGUUUAAUGACUUUGUAAAGAGGCCUCUCUUACAACUGUGAUGUUGGAAUAUAUGAAACUUACCUCAUAAGUUAAUUCUAACUUUUGUUCUGGAGUUUUAUUUCAAUAGCCUGUUUUAUUUGCAUGCAUUUGUAUUUUGACCUAUGGAAUGAAUGUUAGGAAACACACGUGAACAGAAUGAAAUGAAUAUUUGGAGAAAUGUAUUAUCUUUUACAUUCUAUUUAUGAUAUACAUAAUUGAGAUUAUUUUACCACAUAAGUGUUUUAAAUGAACAAAUUUUUAGUUUGCACUUUUUAAAAAAAUACUUUAGAUAGAAAAUCUUUUAUGCAUCAGAUUUGGAGUACUAUCAGCAAUGCAUUCAUUUUUUAAUAUUCUUACAUGUUUUAUUGAUCAUCACUGUUAGAUACUAAAGACUAAAAUUUCAAGUCAGUUUGUUUUGAAACUGAAAUUGGAAAUAAACCUGGAAAUGGUUUUUUGCACUAGAAUAAAAUGAAUUAUACUGAA
Messenger RNA from Tupaia belangeri chinensis (Chinese tree shrew), 2476 nucleotides. RefSeq names its product damage control phosphatase 1 (gene DCPH1). The record is from RefSeq and is a predicted model, not a curated record. Gene Ontology annotation, molecular function: phosphatase activity. Gene Ontology annotation, biological process: DNA damage response. Lineage: Eukaryota; Metazoa; Chordata; Mammalia; Scandentia; Tupaiidae. The transcript is spliced from 5 exons. Gene Ontology annotation, cellular component: nucleus. Bases 235 to 1557 code for a protein of 440 amino acids.